Messenger RNA from Amborella trichopoda, 1653 nucleotides. RefSeq names its product phospholipase A(1) DAD1, chloroplastic. NCBI's taxonomy places the organism in Eukaryota, Viridiplantae, Streptophyta, Magnoliopsida, Amborellales, Amborellaceae. Gene Ontology annotation, biological process: lipid metabolic process. Gene Ontology annotation, molecular function: glycerophospholipase activity. The record is from RefSeq and is a predicted model, not a curated record.
CUGAAGCUACCUGGUAAACCCUUAGCCCAAUCUAAUCCAAAUAAAAGCCUAAAGCCAUCUUGCAAAGCCCAAGCCUCAGCUAGUUUGGAAAUGCUUGCCCCUCAACUAAGAGAAGGAACAGGCAUAAGGAAGGGAAAAUUGGGGGAGAGGUGGAAAGAGUACCAAGGGAGCAAGAAUUGGGAAGGAUUGUUGGACCCUUUGGAGGAGAACAUGAGAAAUGAGAUCCUUAGAUAUGGGGCAUUUGUCCAAGCAGCUUAUACUUCCUUCAAUUUCGACCCUUCUUCUCCCUCUUAUGCCUCUUGCAAGUUCUCCGAGUCAUCGAUGCUCCAGCUUUGCGGCCUGCCCGAGACUGGCUACAGGGUGACUAGGAAUCUCCAUGCCACAUCAGGAAUUCGACCGCCACACUUCUUGACAAAGCGAUCGAGCUAUAUCGGCUAUGUGGCGGUGUGCCAGGAUGAGGAGGAGAUCACAAGGCUAGGCAGACGCGACGUGGUCAUUGCAUAUAGGGGAACUGCUACUUGCCUCGAGUGGUUAGAUAACCUCCGAAGUAUGCUGACUCAGAUUCCCAAUUCCACAUUGGAGUGUGAUAUGCCUCAACCUAAGGUGGAGAGUGGAUUCUACAGCCUCUAUACAUCUCAGGAUGACACGUGCCCGAGUUUGUCGGAGGAGGUUAUAGAUGAAGUCGGGAAGAUACUGAGAACUUCCGACAGCACAAAACCAUUGAGCAUAACGAUUACCGGCCAUAGCCUUGGUGCUGCCCUUGCAGUCCUGACAGCCUGUGAUAUACGAGCUGCAUUCCCUUCCUCUCCUAUAUCCAUAACCGUGAUUUCUUUCGGCGGUCCCCGAGUUGGGGACCGCCUCUUCAGCCAGCAUUUAGAGAAUCAAGGGAUCAAGAUCCUGAGGAUCGUUAACACGCACGAUGUUGUGACAAGGGUCCCUGGAAUAGUGAUCGAUGACACAGGGGUCAAAGGCCAUGCCAAAUUACCUAAGUGGCUAAUGACAGGGCUUCAGGGAAUGCCAUGGGUCUAUGCCGAAGUGGGGCAGGAGCUCCGUGUCAGCAGCGAGGACUCACCCUACCUAAAUCCCAAUGACUUCGCAAUGUGUCAUGACCUGGAAGCCUAUCUGCAUUUGGUCGAUGGGUUCCUGAGCUCUGCAUGUCCCUUCAGAGCCACUGUGAAACGUGAUUUUCUGCAACUUCUUGCUGCACAGGCAACAACAGUGUGGUGUAAGGCCCUAACAAUGUUAUCUCCUUCUACAAGUAAUUGAGGAUAUACAACUCGACAAUGCCUUAAGUGCACUAUAGAUUGUGCUACGAAAGCAUCGUCAAGCACAAACAACUCAAACAGGAUGUAUUGCAAGUGCCAAAUAUGUGGGUUCUUCUAAUGGUGUGAUGAAUAUGUUUCUACCAUGCAAAAUGUCAAUUUAAAGCAUCGCAUUACAAAACAAUGGAAUCCAAUGGAUGAAUUUGAAUAAAGAAAUAUUGGCAAUGACACAAUACUAAGUGUCAUAGGGCAUUUGCAUCAUUUUGAACUCGGUGCCUUCGAGUGUUCACAACAAUUGUUGUAUUUUUUGUAUAUAAUAAAUGUUUGUAUGUUUGUACCUAUCUUUUUUGUUUUUAUAGUGCUUAUUCAAAACAUGUGACAGUAUUUUGGG